Messenger RNA from Harmonia axyridis, 1571 nucleotides. Its product is annotated as protein AAR2 homolog. The coding region runs from base 180 to 1313 and encodes 377 amino acids. Gene Ontology annotation, biological process: spliceosomal tri-snRNP complex assembly. The record is from RefSeq and is a predicted model, not a curated record. The transcript has 3 exons. NCBI's taxonomy places the organism in Eukaryota, Metazoa, Arthropoda, Insecta, Coleoptera, Coccinellidae.
CUUUCCGUUUGAUAUUUUUAAGAGCUCUGUCUAUCAAUUUCACAUCACAUUACCACACAUAAAAAAUAAAUUGAAUGAAAUUUUAAAGAAUAUACCAGUAACCUCACAAAUUUCGCACUUUCAUUUCAGCCAAUUUUCAAAUUUAUUAUAUCAGUUUGAAUUUUGUCAUUAAGUAUAAAAUGGAUCAAGAAUUGGCACAAAAUUUAUUGAAUGAAGGUGGUGUUCUCCUUUUUUUGGACGUACCUACUGAAACUGAAUUUGGAAUAGAUUUUAAGUCAUGGAAUACAGCUGAAAACUUUAAAGGUAUAAAGAUGAUUCCCCCAGGCAUGCAUUAUAUAUUUUAUAGUGCUGUUAGUUCUACCGGAGAUAAAGCUCCAAGAUCUGGUUUCUUUCAUAAUUUUCGUGCUGGAGAAAUGAUAGUCAGAAAAUGGGAUGGAAAGGAAGAAAACAUGAGUAGUUGUAAUUUUUCAGAGUAUGAAAUAGCAAGUUUUAGACGGAAUAUGCCAGCUUUGGAUCCAUUUCUUGGCCCCUAUCCAUUAGAUAUUUAUAAGAAAUGGGUCACCCUCACUGAAAAUAUGACAGAUCAGUUGAUUGAUCGGCUUAUUCCUUCAUCUGGAAUUGUGAAGUCAGUUCUUGAAUUGCAGCACUGUACAAAUGCUGAAAGGCUUAGGCAAGGAUGUGUAACUAUUGAAAAUAGAAAGAGAAAAAGAAUACCAAGUACUUUGGAUGACAUGGAUCAAAUGGAGUGUAGGCUAUUGCCUCAUAUGGUAGCCACAAAAGGCUUUGAAUGGAGAUUCACACAAUUACCUGAGCGGCAUUACCCUGAAGGAUCCACACCAUCGGAAAUCACACAACAUUCUUUAGAUGCCACUUAUGUUUUUGACACUAUGAUGUCCAACUAUAAAGAGGCUAGUGAAAUAAUCGGUGAGAUAGAAUUCUGUUUUAUCUGUUUCUUGAUUGGGCAUAGCUUAGAAGCCUUUGAACAGUGGAAAAAAUUAUUAAAUUUGUUUUGUUCUUGUGGACGUGCCAUAACAAAGUAUAGAAAAAUUUAUAAUUCCCUAUUGACAGUUCUGGAAUUACAAGUAUGUGAAAUACCCCAAGAGUUUCUUGCUGAUAUCGUUACAAAUAACAAUUUUUUUUAUGCAAAAAUGAGAGACUUGUUUAGGAAUAUUGUGUUUGCUGGUGUAGACAGCGAACUUCAAUGUAAGGCAAAUAGGUUUAAAGAGUUUUUGACCUCAAAAUUUGGUUGGAAAUUUCUACAUUUGGAUCUGGAGGAUGAAGAUGAAGCUCCAGUUGUAGUGGAGAUGGAAUGAUGCUUUUUGGAUUCAUGUCGAAUGGUUGCAUUCCAGGUCAGAGAAUUGGCUAUGAUUACUGCCCAGUGUAGAAAUGAACAAAUUGAUCUCAAAUUCAAGAAUGCUUGAGCCUAUAUUUAGAAUUUCAAGGAACAAAAAAUUUUAUUCACUAAUUUUUGUAUAUAACUGGCAUCUUAUUUGAAAAUUUCUAUAAAAUAUCCUUUCUAUAAUUUAUUGAUUGUAAUUCGUUAUAAAUAAUAUAUUGUGGUUGAUGUUUCA